Messenger RNA from Zophobas morio, 726 nucleotides. Its product is annotated as craniofacial development protein 2-like. The record is from RefSeq and is a predicted model, not a curated record. NCBI's taxonomy places the organism in Eukaryota, Metazoa, Arthropoda, Insecta, Coleoptera, Tenebrionidae. Gene Ontology annotation, biological process: chromatin remodeling. The coding region runs from base 1 to 726 and encodes 241 amino acids. Gene Ontology annotation, molecular function: catalytic activity. The transcript has a single exon. Gene Ontology annotation, cellular component: nucleus.
AUGUCAUUAACACUGGAAAUAAACAAAGAUCGAAAAUACAGUCUUAUUAUUUUAUAUGGUCCUAACGAGAAUGAUCCGAAACACGAAAAAGAUUCAUUUUGGGAAGACGUCCAAAGUGUCUGCGACGAGGCAAAAUAUCCUGUCAUAAUAUUGGGCGACCUAAAUGGAAGAGUUGGAAAUAUUACAGAAGGAACAGAAGGCUCGCUGGGCAGAUUUGGGGAAGUAACAAAGAAUACAAACGGUGAGAGACUAAUUGAAUUUGCUAUAAACAACAGUUUCAUAAUAUCAAACUCUUUUUUCGAACACAAAGAUGAACACAAAUAUACAAGAGAAGUUAAAAGUAGGAACGAAAAAUCAAUCAUCGAUUAUGUACUAAUAGAAAAAAAGCACAGAAAAUUAAUAAAAGAUGUAAAAGUAAAUAGAAAUGCUGAACUCGGUUCGGACCACUACCUAGUAAUAGCGAAGUUAGGAAUCCAGGAAGAGCCAAGAAUGAUUAGAACUUCCAAGAAAGCAAAGAAAAGCACGAAAGUAUAUAAACUAGCUGAAGUAGAAGUAAGACGAGAGUACCAGAGGCAGAUAAACACAAUGAUAAUAGAUUUGGAAAAUAGAGAUAGUGAUUACGACCUAGAACAAAUGUGGGGCUGCUACAAAGGGAUACUACAUAAAGCGGCACAGUCAGUUUGCGGAACCGUGAGAACAGGGGGAAGGAAGAAAAAGACCCACUAG